This is a messenger RNA of Paraglomus brasilianum, 418 nucleotides long. Lineage: Eukaryota; Fungi; Glomeromycota; Glomeromycetes; Paraglomerales; Paraglomeraceae. The record is from the annotation of a GenBank genome assembly.
AUGUCCUUCGAAUUGAUCGGUGUCAGCGGAUCUGGUAAAACAACUCUUUCAAGAUUUGUUGCUUGGAUGAAUGGAUUAAGUGUAUUCCAAAUCAAAGCGCACAACAAAUACACAGGCGACAAUUUUGAUGAAGACUUGAGAAUAGUUUUGCGUCGGGCUACUGAGUUCUUAGAAUGUAUGAAUACUCUUCUGGCAAACGCUGAAGUUCCUGGUUUAUUCGAAGGUGACGAACACAAUGCUCUUGUGACUAGUUGUAAAGAAGGUGCUCAGCGAGAUGGAUUAAUGUUAGACUCCCACGAAGAGUUAUACAAGUGGUUCACUCAACAAGUUAUGAAGAAUCUUCACGUUGUCUUCACAAUGAAUCCUCCAGAAGGUGGUUUGGCGUCUCGUGCUGCUACUUCACCAGCCUUAUUUAAUC